Messenger RNA from Bradysia coprophila, 1083 nucleotides. RefSeq lists its product as uncharacterized. The record is from RefSeq and is a predicted model, not a curated record. Lineage: Eukaryota; Metazoa; Arthropoda; Insecta; Diptera; Sciaridae.
CAAAAUUCGUACAAGUUCCGUUAUGCUGUAAAACCUUAUUUACAAAUGAGCCGUAAUCGCUGCACCGAAGAUUAUAUAAAUGGUCGAAACUAUACGUACCAGCUCUCAGUAUACGUUAAAUAUUAUGCAACAAACCAACCACUGAACUACACCUUGACUGCAAUUUAUUUUGAUAAUUCGGCUGUGAUAAUAAUACUGCGCUAAGAUAAUGUCUAAGAAAUUCGUCAUCGCUCUCUACUUUUUAACAUUCACAUACCAAUCUCAACGGAAAGUCGAUGCAGCCCCGUUCGACAAUGAUGAUGGCAAUGCCAUUAUUAUAAUUCCAUUUAAGGCUUCUACCCAACAAGUAGUUAAAAUUAAGAGUUUUAAGAUCGAUGGUCAAACCGCUGUUAAAGAAUUAAUCACACGCGUAUCGGCCGAGAAAAUUCUUCGAACAUUGUCAAAUGUUCCGGAAUUCGACAUUCUCGUUGAAGGGUUGGAUGCAAUAACACUGGGUGAUAUCUAUAAAGCUGCAUUUCCGAGUGGAAUUCUUCAAUCGAUCAGUGAACACUUCCUGCGGUCACCAUUGUUGAUUGAUAAUGAUGUGGGCCUUGUGAAGCCGGAAACUGUGGAAACAACUAAAACAAUAGAAAUUCUAUCUGGUGAUGAGAAAGUAGACGAGGGUAUCGCCAGCGAAACUGAAAUUCCGCACGACGAAGUUCACGAAGACGAUUUUGAAGACAACGAUGAAGAGUUGAAGGAAGAACCAAUAACUGACGAUUACGUGUACGAUCAGCCUAUUGAAGAUAGAUUUUAUGGAGAACGGGAAUACGUCACCAGAGAAGAUGCUGAAAGCGAAAAGAAAGUUGAGAAUGAAGAUACUAGAGAUUCAAAAAACUUAAAUUUAGAGAAACGUCCUAAUGAGGCGGUCGCUGACGAGAAGGUGAGAAAGAAUGAAGUGUCGCUGUAUGGAGCACAGUUUCGUAAUUGGAUAACGAAAUUUUUAACCGGUUAGCAUUAUUAGCAAUUUUGUAUUUUGUAUUUCCCUGUUAUACUAAACUGUAUUCAAAAGUAUACCAAAUAAAAUAUGAAGUAAAGUGAUUG